AUGCAGCUACGAACGCGUGGGAGUCCCCGUUUCUGGCGGUAUAAAACAUUGGGGAUGUAUUUGGGCCUCUUGCAGGGGAGCAGGCACCGAACUCCUACGUCACCAGUGUCAACACCAGCCCGAAUGCAUUUCAGGGACACAGUCACGCUUGCUUGUACCGAUUCUGCAUGUAUCGGGAGCAACCGGGGUACUCACCAUGCCCAGAUAGUAAUGUCUGGGACCGGGAGGACUCCAUGUCCGUAUCAAGUAAUAAGCAUGUAUGGCUGGAGUGAAAUUCUUACUGCGCCAAAGGUGGGAUACUUUUUUAGGACAUUUCGCGGCAGCGUCUUUGCGGGAACCGUUUCGAGUCCCAUUGACACCACUCUCUGGGAAUCUGUUGGCCGUCAUGCAUUCAUCUACGGGUUUCUUCGCGACACCCCGGGCGCCUUCCACAUGCUAAAUGCCACCUACUAUGACAAACCCCGGAACUGCGUCGUUUUCCAUUGGAAAGGGCCCCUUUGA
Messenger RNA from Trypanosoma rangeli, 501 nucleotides. RefSeq lists its product as uncharacterized. The record is from RefSeq and is a predicted model, not a curated record. The transcript has a single exon. Bases 1 to 501 code for a protein of 166 amino acids. NCBI's taxonomy places the organism in Eukaryota, Euglenozoa, Kinetoplastea, Trypanosomatida, Trypanosomatidae.